Entamoeba invadens IP1 is the source of this 4407-nucleotide messenger RNA. Its product is annotated as protein serine/threonine kinase, putative. The coding region runs from base 1 to 4407 and encodes 1468 amino acids. Gene Ontology annotation, biological process: protein phosphorylation. NCBI's taxonomy places the organism in Eukaryota, Evosea, Mastigamoebida, Endamoebidae. The transcript is spliced from 3 exons. Gene Ontology annotation, molecular function: ATP binding; protein kinase activity. The record is from RefSeq and is a predicted model, not a curated record.
AUGUUAUAUUUAAAAAAUUACUCAAAACUAACAAUGAAGGAAAACUCAUACUUUCAAAUUAAUAGUGGAAUAACAGCAACUGGAAAUUCUUCUUUAACAUUUAAAGAUAACUCUUUACUUAACACAAGCUUACAAAUCAAUUUAUAUGACAUUGUCAAAAUUAUUUUAAAAGAUAAUUCCAAUCUCCAAAUGGGUAGUGUUAAUAUUAUAACGGGGACUUUAAAUAUGUACAAUAAUACAAGCAUUACAACAAGUGGUACUUCUAUAAUAAAUUGUUCCAUCUUAAAAUUGUUUGACAAAAACACAUCUUUGUUUAUGACAGACAAUUCUAAAAUCAAUAUUUAUAUCUAUUGUUCUUUAAAUGGGAAUAUCAGUUUGACAAAUCAGGCAAUAUUAACAGUUAAUGGAAAACUCUCUAUUAAAAACGAAGGAACAACUACAAUGAAUGAUAACACAAAAAUCGAAGCUAACCAGUGUUCGUUAUCUUCCAAUAAAUUUGAAAUGAAUGGAAAUGCAACAUUAUCUUGCCAGGACAAGUUAGAAAUAAAUUCACUUUUUGUUCUGAAAGACAAUUCUAAUGUUUCAGUUAAAGGAGAUGUUAUAUUAUCUGAUGAUACUCAAAUUUAUAUAAUGGGACACUCAGCAAUAACAACAAAUGGAAACGUUGUGGUUGGUGGUCAGUCAUAUAUAUUUAAAACGUUGAAUAUGAACGAAAGUUCAAUUUUUAAAAUCAUUGGAACACUUGUUACUGAUUACAACACGACUUUGAUAAUGCAAGGAAAUUCAAUGAUAAAUUCCACUCAGUUUAUCACAUUUUGUGGUAAUUCCAGUGUAUUUCUUAAUGAUAAUUGUACUUUAAAAACACACGACUCAAUUUUUAUGAAUGGCAAUAGUUCUUUAGAAAUGAAUGGAACUGCAUUGAUUGAAACUCAAAACAAUUUGUAUGUGACAGAUAACAGUACAUUAUUGAUGGAUCAAUACUCUAAAAUGUAUAUCGGUGGGUUUGUCAAAAUACAUGAUGAUUUUGAAUAUCAACCGCCAACAGAUACACAAAAGUAUUACAAAGGUGGUUUAAAAGUGUAUCAAGGCGCUUCUCUGACUUCUUCGAAUGUGACAAUUAUAAAAGGAAACUUGUUUAUAAGUGGUAUAUCUGAUCACAAAGAAGAUAUCCCAAAAAUAGAAGUAGACAAUUUUGGUUGUGCAAAUGGGUUUGUAUUUUUUGGACAAGACUCGUUAAUAAUAACUCAUACGAACGUCAACUUGUCUUUAUGCAUUUUAGACGUUUUUUCUCGAACAAUUCGUGAUAUCCCACUAUUCAUCACUCGUAACUUCGAUCAAAGAAAUUUUACUAUUACGACUACAAAUGAUUUUGAUUUAAUUUAUACCGACAAUGUUUAUUCGGGAAGUAUAAAUGGCAUGUCAAAAUUAUUAAAUGGCAAAUUGACUCGUAUGGGGAGUUCAGAGAAAAUAUUUUGCCAUUUGAAUAAAGUCGAUUUAUCAACAAAAAGAUGGAAUUAUAAGGAACCAUACUGUCCUCUUGAAAAUGACGUCGAUUGGUACAUCACACCGUUGUAUAACGUGACUUCAAUGUUGAUUGAAAACACGACAAAAAGUGACACAAUGGUAUUGAAAAGACACCAGAAACAAGCUGAGUUGUAUUCAGAUGAAAGCGCCACAAUAUUUGAUACACAAAUUUCGUUUUAUAAAACUGACAAUUUUGUUGUUGGUAUUUUAGCAAACAAAGUCACUGAAAUAUCAACAAUGAACUUAUCAAAAAAUGUUUUAUUUAUUUCAGAAACAAAUUUAUAUCAUGAGGGAAUCACAUUUCGUGCCGCUUUAAACAAGAAUUACAUAUUAACACCAAUUUUGUAUCCAAAUUGUGAAUACCCAUUAAUGUACAAUAAAACUAAUCAUUCAUGUUAUUCAACAAUAGAGUGUAGUGAUACAAAUUGUAAGUAUUGUCCAUUAGAUACACGGUAUUGUGUUCAAUGUCAUUCUUCGUAUUCUUUAGAAAGCGGGAAGUGUGUUAAUAUAACAAAUUGUUUAUAUACAAAAGCAAAUCGGUGUCUGUCUUGUUCCAAAGGAUAUCAUUUACAAACAAAUGGUACGUGUAGUCUGAUAAACAACUGUGCUAUAAUCGAGUUUGAUGGAAAAUGCCAAUUAUGUAAUUACAACAAACAGUUGAUUAAUAUAAAUGGUUAUUGUAUUGAAAAAGAUUCCAACAUUUCAAUUUCAAGCGAACACACCAUUGUUUCGUGUAACAAAGGGUUUUAUAUUAAUUCAUCGACGUGUAAAAACUGUACAGACACAAACGUCAACUCAUUGUGGUGUGAAAAUGGAAAAACGACGAAGUGUCAGUCAACAAGUGAAAUGACACCAAAUGGAAAAUGUGAUAUUAAAAUAUGUGACAACAAGAAUGAGUCCAAUGUGAGAUGUUCAGUUGACAUACCAGACUGUCUGUAUACCACAAACAACAAGUGUUUUUAUCUUACAAAAACUCAAAGUUGCGAACGUUGUGAUGACAAUUUGUCUAAGUUGACAAAUGAUUAUUUCCUAACUAAUUACAAAUGUGAAACAAAUGAUAACAUAAAAUAUAAAUGCAAUUCGUUUUCAAAAGACGGAGGGUGUGUAAUUUGGAAAAAUGGGUAUUACAGAGUUGGUCUUGACUGUUACGACUGUGAUGUUAAAUGUGAAACGUGUAAUAACAAUAACACGUGUCUUUCUUGUAACUCAACGAAUUAUAGAACUAAAAGUGGAAAAUGCCUUCCACAAUCGUGUUUAGUUGGAUGUGAUAAUGUAACAUCAGACGGCUGUUUAAAAUGUUCAGAACACUAUUUUCAAAUCAAUGGAAACGAAUGUGAAAAGUGUGAUGAGAAUUGUAAAACGUGUUCUUCACAAACAAUAUGUGUGACUUGUUCUUCUGAUAUGGUUAUAUCUUCAAAUGAUAAAUGUCUUAAUCUAAUUUCCAUUUCAAAAUGUCUUGAAAUUACAAAUUCACAAUGCACAAAAUGCAAAUUUUGGAAUUCACCCAAUUUAGAAGGGAAAUGUUGUGAAACUAAAGUGGUGUGGUGGGUCAUAUUAAUAUCCGUGUUAAUAAUAAUAGUCAUUUUUGUCGUCAUGUUUAUUGUGAUAGUUUUGAUUAUAAGAACAAUUUUGGCACAUCUUCAUCAAAAAGAAGUUGAAAAGACGACAACUAUAUUUGCAAUGAAAUCAUCAAAUGUUAAUUUCAUAUUACUUUGUGGGGGAAUAAGCGUGCAGAGUAAAGAAAUUGAUUUUAAUUCAGACAUCGAAGAAAUGCCAGUUAAUGAAGAAACCAAACAGACUUUUUGUGUUGGAAAUUCAUCGAAAAAUGUUGUUAAAAUUCAAUUCACAAUUUCUUCAAAAAACAACAAAUUAACAAUCAGAUUUGAUCCAGAAAUAGUUGUGUUGAAAAGUGGGUUUGCUUGCGAAUUUUCAAUAUAUUUAACACCACAGUGUACUUGUCAUAUCACUGAUAUUAUUCAAAUUGUUUCUAAAAAUAUUAAAAACGGAAAAGAAUGUUAUAAUUCAAUCACUAUCAUAGGAGUGACAAAACAAUCAACAAGACUUGAUUACGACGAGUUGAUAGAAGAGAAAAAACUUGGUGAAGGCUCUUUUGGUGUUGUGUUUAAAGGCACAUUCAGAGGAAACACAGUAGCCAUCAAAAAGAUGAAAAACAGUAAUGAUGAUAACAAAUUAAUGAAAGAGUUUGAGAAGGAAGUUGCAAUGUUAGACAAGUUCAGAAAUGAGUAUAUUGUUCACUUCUAUGGCGCCGUGUUUAUUCCAAGUCACAUUUGCAUGGUUUCUGAAUUUGCAGAAUAUGGGAGUUUACAGGAAUUGAUCAAACACAAAAAGGGUGAUGAAGUUGACAUGAAGUUGCGUGUCAAAAUGCUGUUGGAUGCAGCAAAGGGAAUAUUGUAUUUACACACAAAUGGGAUAUUACACAGAGACAUCAAACCAGACAACAUUCUUGUCUUCUCAAUUGAACUGAACGAUGAUGUCAAUGCAAAAUUGACCGACUUUGGAAGUGCAAGAAAUGUCAAUAUGAUGAUGACCAACAUGACAUUUACUAAAGGUAUUGGAACACCAGUCUAUAUGGCGUUUGAAAUAUUGAAUAAACAACACUACAAAAAACCAGCCGACGUGUUCUCGUUUGCAAUUACUAUGUACGAGACAAUUUCAUGGAAGGACCCAUAUCCAGAAGAAAAAUUCAAGUUUCCAUGGAAAAUAGCCGAAAUCAUUUCGUCAGGAAAACGAUUGAAGCGAAUAGACUCAAUACCUGUUAAUUUGUUUAAUUUUAUAAACAACAGUUGGCAACAAGACGCUAAAAAUAGAAUACAAAUUGAAGUUGUCGUCGAAACAAUUAAAACGUACUUUGAUGAUAAUUGA